CAAAAGUUGCUAUGACCAUCUUUCUUGUUUAAUCAAUACAAAGGUAAAUAUGAAGGUGAAUAUGAAGGAAAGUGUUGAAGUUAUGAAUCUGAAAGCGGAACUUGAACAAGAAAUGAAGUAUAGGGAUAAAAUGUUUGCUGAUAAUAAAAACUUAGAGGCCACUAUUUUAAAACUGGAAAAGGAGUUGCAGUAUAUAAGAAAACAAGAUCCAAACCUGAAUCCUCCAAAUACUUCUUGCGAUGGUUAUCAAAGAUGGCAGGCACAGCUUAAGGCCAAUUCUAAAUUGGAAAAAGACGUAACCUUAGAGAGUGAGAAAUUGCGUAUACUGAAAGAUGCAGAGACUGACAUUACAGAUCUUAAUCUAGAUAAUUUAUCACAGGCAGAGUUAAUUCGUUUGGUCAAACAACUAGAAAGGUUGAAAACAGAUUACCAAAGCACAUUAAAUGAUACAGAGCACCAGUUGGAUGUACAAGCAAAGGAGUUCCACAAGCUAAAUGAGACAAGGAAGCUGUAUCAGGCAGAGAUGGACUUACGGGAACGCAACAAGGGAGUGAAGAAGUUGGAACGCCACCCUCAUGGGGGUUCAGUGGAACAGAUGGCAGGUCUGCAACAACGCUAAAUCUCAUUGUAGUCUGUUCUGAAUCAAUAAAAAAUGUA
Homalodisca vitripennis (glassy-winged sharpshooter) is the source of this 657-nucleotide messenger RNA. Its product is annotated as centrosomal protein of 120 kDa-like. NCBI's taxonomy places the organism in Eukaryota, Metazoa, Arthropoda, Insecta, Hemiptera, Cicadellidae. The record is from RefSeq and is a predicted model, not a curated record. The transcript has 6 exons. Bases 50 to 619 code for a protein of 189 amino acids.